AUGGCUGCUUCAGAAAGCCGCGGACAUCUUCACAGUAUUCACUUCCCUAUUGCUCACGUUCUUGGUCGUGUCUUGGCCUAUGAUAAAAGAAUGCCACAGUUUCAGCAUUCACUUUUUCCUCAGCGACUCGAACUUCCAGCUUGGACUAUAUUUCUAUUACCGUGCUGUCUGCCUUUUCACCUCAUCACACUUGACGUCUACUACGAGGGCACCGAUACAGCAGGAGCAAAUUUACACCUGCGCGUCCGACCAAAAUGUGCAGAAUCAGAGCCCAGAAGUUUCAUCUCGUCUUGCUUACACAGGAGAUCUCCUCAAGAAGACUACACCUGCUCGAACGUUGACACCUCUCCCAUGAUACAGAUAAAACGCUAUUGCCCGCCUUGUUCCAAGCAGAAAUGGACUGAUAAAUUCUGGAGAGACUACAAAGAAGUGGAAGUCUCUUGUGGAGCGGACUCUCAGGAUGCUAAAUCUUUCUAUGCUGAAUUUGAAAGAGCGUGCGACCUUCUCAACGCACGCUGUUCGAGAGACCGGCCUUUCUGGUCAAAAAUGUCUGAACAGGACUACAUUGCUGCAGGAGGCACGCUUGAGGAUACCAAGACGGACGGCAACGAGCGUAAAGAUAAGGAAAAGAAGCGAAAGGAAAUCGAGUCUUCUCGUUACUAUCUGAGAAGGAGACAAAGCAAUUUCAAACAGGCUGCGGGUCCAGCGCCGAGACAUGAGAUCGCUGAGAAGGCUGAAGCCACAGAUGCUAUGCUCCUGCAGCAACUCUUCGCCAGGACGACAAUCAGCACGACCCACGACCCGGCCAAGGCCAUUGUCAGUCUCGACGAACCCGAUACUGGAGACGAAAAGGCAGAGGAGGGCACUGCACCGGCGAGUAGCGCUGAUUUGGAUGCUCCGCCCACCGCUGAUGCGCCGCGUUGCCAAGAAAUGCCUCCAAGUCGGCCACUAUUCGCCGAGGCUGAGAGUCUGCACAUGCUCGCAUCAAGCUCUUAUCAGGCAUGA
Molecule: messenger RNA, 1005 nt
Organism: Pseudocercospora fijiensis CIRAD86
Lineage: Eukaryota; Fungi; Ascomycota; Dothideomycetes; Mycosphaerellales; Mycosphaerellaceae
Exons: 5
Coding region: 1-1005 (334 amino acids)
Source: RefSeq, a predicted model, not a curated record